UUCAUUUUAUCUGAGUACUGUUGAGAGAGGCAAUCUUCUUGUAAGGAUUACAUCUUGUCAGGAUAUUUGAUUGUUUUCAAAUCUCAUGUUAUCUUGUUGGCGCCUAACUUACAGUAACAGAUCAUUUGGAACAGAGAAUAUUUCGUUCUAAGUAUUAAUCAAAAUGGAACAAUCAUCACUGUUUAGUUGGUGAUGAAGAUGGUGACUAAUCCGCCUCUAAAAGGUGAAAAUUUACAACGAUCAGUCGUGGAUUUAAUUGCAUUACAAGAUUCAAGAUGUCAAAGACAAGUAUCCAGGACGUCCCUGACCUUCACGUGGCCAUCCGCAAUGGUCAAUUCCAAGACAUUCGUUACAUGGUGACAACAGGGGAAGAUGUCAACAUCCAGGAUCCAGCAGAACAUCGGACGCCUCUAAUGCUGUGUGCUAUGAUAGAACAGGAGGAUUGGGGAGUUGGCAUUGCUAGGCUUCUCCUCGCUAAUGGCGCAAUGGUGGGCCACUCGGAUCGACGCGGUCAGAACGCUCUCAUGACCGCGUGCAUCUACGGACGCCCAGAGCUCGUCAAGGUGUUCCUCAAGGCGGUUGACUAUGACCCUAACCAACGCGACCGAUACAGCAACACCGCGCUCUUCUACGCCGCGUCGAAGGGAAACGAAGCGGUCGUAGAGGCUCUUAUCGAAUCCUUGUUGCAUUUUAGGCUUCCGUUGGAUAAGCCAAAUAAGUGGGGAAUGACACCUCUGUUAGAGGCUUGUCGACAGGGUCACCAGAGAGUGGCACAGAUGCUUGAGGAUCAUGGUGCCUCCAUCGAAGUCAAAGAUUCUAUCCUACAUUGGGGACCGACUGACUGGCGACAUGAUCACGAACAAAGGGUAGUUGAGGAAGCUCCCCGACGAAGGUCUUACGAUAAACCUUGGCUGCGGAAUAAAGACGCUUGGGCCCGCAAACGGACCGUUAGCCUGUCGACAUCACGCAAUGGCAGCGAUGGUUUACCAUCUAUCUCCAUCUCUAGGGCGAGUCACCUCAUGGAAGACGAUGUCUUCUUACCUCCCGCCAUCGUCGUAUCCCUGACGAAAAGCGAAGAUGCCAUUAGUUCACCAAGGAAUUCUUUGCAAAGGGAAAAGAAGCUACCAUCGACAUCGACAAAACGCAGAAUGCUCUUCAAGCCUUGGGUCCAAGACCUUUCAAAAGGACGGGUCAUUACUGCCACUUUUGCCCCAGCGCCAGCAACAUCUGAGACUCUGCAACUGCAUUCUGCGCCGCACUCUUCUUCUACAACCAGUCUUUCUCGGCAGCGAGGAAAGAAUCACAGGAACAUGCAGUCUGACCCUGGACCAGACUACCAACAGAGCCACUUCAAGCAGAUAUUCCAACGCUACGAGAUCCAGUCCUCCGAUUCCUUUCGUCAGUGCGCCAAAACUCCGGAGCACAUGAAAGUCCCUGAUAUCCAACCAAACAUCGAACAAAUGACACCGCGUCAAACCCAUCAUGCAAAUGCGUCUGGGAAAUUGACGCGACAACAGUCACGUUUAAACAUGAGUGGGAGCAGUCGACUGUCCAGCAGCAGUAGUAGUAUAGACCUAAAUGCUGGCAGGAAAUCGAAGGCCGGAGAUCUCCGAACGCGUGAUCGGGGGAGACCGUUUGAAGAUUCGGCGUCUUCGGUGAGUUCGGAAGAUAGUUCGGCGGCUCGGAUGAUGAUGAAUGCUUUCAGGAGAAGGAAAGGUAAUUCUGUGCCACCAGCAAUGGGAGACAAGCAAGGAUGAAGACCCCCUGUUAAUAUGAUACUAUGAUAGCAUAAAAAUCAAUUUUGAUAUUUUGAAACAAUCACUACCCCCUAAAAGACAAUCAUUGUUGAGAAUAAUCUUUGUAUUUUGGACAAUCUCGAACUUCGUUGACAUCGAUCGUUUUUUUUUUCUUCAAUUUUUUACGACAAUAAUACUGAAUCCUUUUAACGCAGUACAUUUAUUCUAACGCGUUAUCAUUUCUGAUACCACUGCGUGAUUGUAAUUUAUAAACUCCAUGUAAUUUAAUUACAUUCAUAGAUGCAGCUAUGGUCAUGAGAGUAAGUCUAAUUAAAGUCGACGCAAAUUAAUAUCUCCUCUGUCAAAUAUCGAUUAGUUUGAUAAGUCGUGCGAUCGAAAAUUAAAGACGGGUUGUUACACAAGGACGAUUCAACCAGCGCAUGCCGACGCAAACACGGCAUGUUGUUUUACCAUAGCCAUAAUAGUUGAAACGGGCCCAGUAUUUGGUCUGUUCCAAACGAUUUUCUCAUUUGGGUUUUCCCAUACCUUCGCAAAUAGAAAAUUAGUCACUUUUGACUGAAUUGUUAACAUAACAUUCUAGACUAACUGACCUUAAACAUGUUAAAAUAAACAAAAUAAUUAUUGUCUACUACAUCUCCCGAACACCGGGACAACUAAUACUCUAAAAUAUGAUGCGCAUAAUUUUAGUGAAAAUAGGAUGUUUUGAUAAUGGGAUAUUUGAAUAGACAUUUCGACUCGAAUCGUGAUAAUUCGAGGAUCCGAUAUAUAAUCUAGUGAAAUCUGGCUAGAUUGCCUUUAGAAUGUUUAUGUAAUUCUAUUAUAUGUUAUCCAUUAGAAAAUAAUUUCCCUAAAUUUUCUCUCGCUAUCAUAUUUUCUGUUAUGAAGCAAAAUGUGACCAAAAUUACCGCACCGAUAUUGUGAAAUUUCGAUAUUCUAUUAGUCUAAGUUAUUCCUUUUCUCAGGGAACUUACUGCUGCUUGAAUGAAGCUGUCAAAAUGUCUGUAUAGCUUUCAUAGACUCGGUUAAAAAGCGCAUGAUUUUUUUUAGUGUGAUAUUGAUAUUUUGUCCUAUUUUGGGGGGGAUUAGCUUAUCUUGUUUAUAGUAAAAUGGCUUCAUUUGAUAAAUUAUUUCAUACCAACAGAUAUGUGCUUAUAAUAGAUAUGUUAGUCUAAUAAGAAUAACAAAGGAAUUGUAGAUGUUAUUGAGGUUUUACUGAUUUCAAUUGUGUGUUUGUCAAAAGCGUAUAUAGAUUCGUUUUGGUCAAUAAUUUUGACCUUAAAACGAAGAUUAUGGAGAACAAAAUACACUUGAAACAAAUACAAAACUUUAAUGCCUUGAAAGUGACUGUGCCUUUAGGAAUGAUUGACUAUUUCAUAAAU
Lytechinus variegatus (green sea urchin) is the source of this 3136-nucleotide messenger RNA. RefSeq lists its product as uncharacterized. The record is from RefSeq and is a predicted model, not a curated record. NCBI's taxonomy places the organism in Eukaryota, Metazoa, Echinodermata, Echinoidea, Temnopleuroida, Toxopneustidae. Gene Ontology annotation, molecular function: protein binding. The transcript has 2 exons. The coding region runs from base 276 to 1757 and encodes 493 amino acids.